This is a messenger RNA of Lathyrus oleraceus (garden pea), 1480 nucleotides long. Its product is annotated as probable mannitol dehydrogenase. The transcript has 5 exons. Lineage: Eukaryota; Viridiplantae; Streptophyta; Magnoliopsida; Fabales; Fabaceae. The coding region runs from base 199 to 1299 and encodes 366 amino acids. Gene Ontology annotation, molecular function: oxidoreductase activity, acting on the CH-OH group of donors, NAD or NADP as acceptor; zinc ion binding. The record is from RefSeq and is a predicted model, not a curated record.
UCCUAACUAUAAGAAAAGUCACCAUAGAUAUCUUCAAAAAGUGUACCUCCAUAAUCUACGUAUGUGUGGAUACAAUCUUCACAACACUUAAUAUCCACAACUUUAUUCUUUAUCCUUUAUACUUUUACUUAAUAAAUACUGCUUAAUAACUAGACAGCAUCAAUUUGAGCAGCUCAUUGAGUCAUAGCAGAGUUUGAAAUGGCAACAGAUGGUAAAGUGGUUGAGCCUGAAUUUGUGCAUCCUAAGAAGGCCUUUGGGUGGGCAGCUAGAGAUCCUUCUGGUGUUCUCUCCCCUUUCAAUUUCUCCAGAAGGGAAACAGGUGAGAAAGAUGUAGCAUUCAAGGUGUUGUAUUGUGGGAUAUGCCACUCUGAUCUUCAUAUGGCCAGGAGUGAAUGGGGCAAUUCCAUCUAUCCACUAGUUCCUGGGCACGAGCUUGUGGGUGUAGUAACAGAGGUUGGAAGCAAAGUAGAAAAGUUUAAAGUUGGAGACAAAGUAGGUGUGGGCUACAUGGUUGAUUCAUGCCGGUCGUGCCAAAAUUGUGACGACGAUCUUGAGAAUUACUGUCCACAAUAUACAGUCACAGGUGGUGGAAAAUAUCGUGACGGUACUGUCACAUAUGGAGGUUACUCCGACUCAAUGGUGGCAGACGAACACUUUGUGAUUCGCAUUCCUGAUAGUUUACCGCUUGAUGUUGCUGGUCCUCUCCUAUGUGCCGGUAUCACCGUGUAUAGCCCUCUUAGAUAUUACGGACUUGACAAGGCUGGAAUGAAUAUAGGCGUUGUUGGUCUUGGUGGACUUGGCCACAUGGCUGUCAAAUUUGCAAAAGCUUUGGGCGCUAAUGUGACUGUAAUUAGUACAUCGCCUAACAAAGAAAAAGAAGCAAUAGAACACUUAGGAGCUAACUCAUUUCUGAUAAGCCGCGAUCCAGAUCAGAUGCGGGCUGCAAUUGAUAGUUUGGAUGGUAUUAUUGACACAGUUUCAGCUAGUCAUCCUAUCUUACCGCUGGUUAGUAUAUUGAAAUCUCAUGGAAAGCUUGUAAUGGUUGGUGGGGUAUCAAAGCCCCUAGAGCUUCCUGUAUCUUCUUUACUUAGAGGGAGAAAGUUAGUAGCUGGAAGUGUAAUUGGAGGUAUAAAAGAGACUCAAGAAAUGAUUGAUUUCGCUGCAAAACAUGAUGUGAAACCCGAGAUUGAGAUUGUUCCUAUUGAUUAUAUCAACACAGCAAUGGAGCGUCUUGUUAAAGCAGACGUGAAAUAUCGAUUCGUGAUUGAUAUUGGAAACACACUGAAACAUAGCUCUUGAACUUUGCGAGAUAUAUUUCAUGGCAUGAAGCAUUUCUAAUAAGGAUAUUUUGGAUUUUCAUCUUUAUGAAAUUGUUCUGUUAUGUAAUUUUCUAGAGUAGAAAAAAUAAACAUGUAUUCUAUGUCUUUGCACUUAUCGUUAUUCAUGCCAUUUCUAAUAAAAUUUAUGUGGGUUUUGAAGA